UCUAUAAUUUUUGUUUUGUUACUAGAAAGUCACUAGUCAAUCCAUAAACUUAAAACUGUUAACAUUUUUAUUAUUUAUUCAAAUAUGUUUUUAUGACUAUACAUUUAUUUAAGUUACUUAAAUUUGUAUGUGAUUUUUACUGGGAAGACACUAGUCAAUUUAGAAACUAAAAAUUUUUAUUAUUUAGGUCAAUACAUUUUUUUGAAAUUUUUCUUUUGCAUCAAUUUUGUAAAUAUUCAACUAUUUGUAACUCAAAACUAAAGAGACACUUUAUAGGGUUUGUGUCUCAGUUUUGUAUAAAUCAUAGAUGUACCUAUAUAGUAUAUUCGAAAAUUAUAAAUUAUAAUUAUAUACAAUAUACAAUAUACCUACCAGUAAUGCCAAAUUGUAACUUAGUAGUUAGCAUUUAAUUAUGUGUUAUAGUGAAAAUGAAACCGUUCUCUGACAGAUUUUUAAAGAAAAAAAUUGUAUUUAAACAAAAUAAAUGAGUUUUUAGGACUGUGCGAUUCGCUUUAAUAAGUCCAGAUGGGUAGGAACAAAAUUGUUGCCUCCUCAAAAUUUUAAUGCCAGAACCGCCACUGACUGCCAUUGAGUAUUGACACGAGUUAUUAGUUAUUAUUUUAUUAAUUUAUUAUGCUUUACAUUUACGAUUUACGGACUUACGGUGUCGGUAACGACUAACGGACAUUCAAAUUUCAAGUACUCAACAAGAAUAUUUGUGUUAUAUUAUUUUACUAAACUUUUAACAUGCCUAGAAUAAGCCCAGUGUGGCGACACUUUGAUAAAGUAAAUAAAACGUUGGCCACUUGUAAAAUAUGUGGUGAAACUUUACAAACUGCAGGUAAUACCACCAACAUGCGUCAACACCUGGUAAAUGUUCACAAUGUAACACUGGACGGUAAAUCUAAGAGUAUCUUAGAACCAGAAAAAGUUGACGAUUCAGAGGAUGUAACUGAUGUAAGUGGAUUAUUUAAAUUUUACGUUACCUAUUUCAUGUAUUAUUGAAUUAUAUCCAUUGAUAUAUUUAUUAAAAAUUACUUUGUAUUAACACGUCUGUCUCCCUACAGUUAGUAAAUACACCUGGUGUAAAACGUAAAAGGGUUAAUAUCCAGCCAUCAAUUAAAGAUAGUUUGUCAUUCUGUACAUCUAUGACAAGUAAGCAUUAUUUAACCAUAGAUAAUAGACAGUAGUACCUAUUUUGAUUUGUACAAUUUUGUUUUUAAAGGUGGAUCAAAGUCUGGCGAGAUUACAAAUGCUUUGGUGUAUUUUAUUACAAAAGAUAACCAACCCUUUUCAACAGUAGAAAACUGUGGGUUUAAGCAUUUCAUGAAAGUUAUCUGUCCUCUAUAUAAAGUACCGUCAAGAAAUACUAUAAAAAACAAAAUUGAUGAAAAAUAUAAGUAUUUGGCAAACAAGUUUAAGGAAAAGCUAAAUCAGACGAACAAUUUUACUUUAACAACUGAUAUUUGGUCUGAUUUAUCUAUGAAAAGCUAUUUAGGAAUUACAAUACAUUUCUUGGAGGGAAUACAAUUUGUUUCGGGUACUAUAUUUUCUACAUAUUAUUACAUUUAUAUUUAGCACUAUAAAAAGUAAAUGUACAGCAUAUUAAGUAAGUAUUGGUUAUAUUUUGAUUUUUUUGUUAGGUACAUUGGGAGUAUAUGAAUUAAAUGAAUCACAUACAUAUACGUAUAUAAGUCGUAUGUUUGAGAAUUGUCUGUCAGAAUGGAAUAUUUCAAAAAAUCAAAUUAUUGCUGUUGUUACAGAUAACGGGUCAAACAUAAAAAAGGCAGCACAAGUUACGUUUAGUGUGGAAAAGUAUAUACCAUGUAUUGCGCACACCAUCAAUUUAAUUGCAGAAAAAUCAAUAUCAGACACAAAUAAUUUGAGUUACUUACUUCAAAAGGUACGGAGUAUUGUAAAAUUCAUAAAAAAUAGCACUAUUGUCAGUGAUGAGUUAAGGAAAUGUCAAACUAAUGAAGGUAAAAAGAUUUUCAAAUUGUUUACAAUUACCUGA
Molecule: messenger RNA, 2014 nt
Organism: Metopolophium dirhodum (rose-grain aphid)
Lineage: Eukaryota; Metazoa; Arthropoda; Insecta; Hemiptera; Aphididae
Exons: 2
Coding region: 1700-2014 (104 amino acids)
Source: RefSeq, a predicted model, not a curated record